Messenger RNA from Phragmites australis (common reed), 1807 nucleotides. RefSeq names its product alanine--glyoxylate aminotransferase 2 homolog 3, mitochondrial-like. Gene Ontology annotation, molecular function: pyridoxal phosphate binding; transaminase activity. The transcript is spliced from 9 exons. The record is from RefSeq and is a predicted model, not a curated record. Gene Ontology annotation, cellular component: mitochondrion. NCBI's taxonomy places the organism in Eukaryota, Viridiplantae, Streptophyta, Magnoliopsida, Poales, Poaceae. The coding region runs from base 267 to 1664 and encodes 465 amino acids.
UUGUGAUAAGUUCAAAAUCUUCAUAACGAUUCCAUUGGACGGACGCAGAUAUUGGCUUUCCAAAUCUUUUUUGGCAGCUCGAUCGGCAUUGCACCACCAUAUAAACCCCUCCCCUCCGCCUCCAGAUUACUCCCACACCUCCCCCUCCUCUCCUGCCGCCCGAAGAAACAAAAUCUAAAGCGCAAUUAGUUGAUGUAAUUUGAGGAGGAGGAGGAGGAGGAAUCAAUAGUUUCUUGAAUUUUGUAGAUAGAUAGGUGCGUGUGGCGAUGAUGCAGCAGGGGGCUAGGAAUGUCGUGAGGAGGUUCAACAGGCUCGCCGCGGCGGCCGAGAAGACGGCGGCCGCGCCGAGAAUGCCGGCGUUCGACCACGUGCCGCUGCCCUACGACGGACCGAGCUCCGCCGAUAUCGCACGGAAGCGCGCCGAGUUCCUCAGCCCGUCCCUGUUCCACUUCUAUUCCAAGCCCCUGAACAUCGUGGAAGGGAAGAUGCAGUACUUGUACGACGAGGGCGGCCGGCGCUACUUGGACGCGUUCGCCGGCAUUGCCACCGUGUGCUGUGGCCACUGCCACCCCGACGUCGUCGACGCGAUAACCGCGCAGGCCAGCCGCCUGCAGCACUCCACCGUGCUCUACCUGAACCACGCCAUCGCCGACUUCGCUGAGGCGCUGGCCUCCAAGCUGCCAGGCGAUCUCAAGGUCGUCUUCUUCACCAACUCCGGCACGGAGGCGAACGAGCUCGCCAUCCUGAUGGCGAAGCUGUACACCGGCUCCCACGACAUCAUAUCGCUCCGGAACUCCUACCACGGCAACGCGUCCGGGACCAUGGGCGCCACCGCGCAGAAGAACUGGAAAUUCAACGUUGUUCAGAGUGGGGUGCACCACGCCGUCAACCCGGACCCCUACAGAGGCAUCUUCGGCGCCGACGCCGAGAAGUACGUGCGAGACUUGCAGGAGAUCAUCGAGUUUGGCACCACCGGCCAGGUCGCUGGCUUCAUAUCUGAAGCCAUCCAGGGUGUCGGUGGAAUCGUGGAGCUCUCGCCGGGGUACCUGCCGUUGGCGUACGAGAAGAUCAGGAAGGCCGGCGGGCUGUGCAUCGCCGACGAGGUCCAAGCGGGGUUCGCGCGCGUCGGCAGCCACUUCUGGGGGUUCGAGACCCACGGCGUCGUCCCGGACAUAGUGACCAUGGCGAAGGGCAUCGGCAACGGCAUCCCGCUGGGCGCAGUGGUGACGACGCCGGAGAUCGCGCAGGUCCUGACCCGGCGCUGCUACUUCAACACGUUCGGCGGCAACCCGUUCUGCACCGCGGGCGGGCUCGCCGUCCUCAAAGUGCUCGAGAAGGAGAGGCUGCAGGAGAAUGCCUUCGUCGUCGGCUCGUACCUCAAGGACCGCCUCCGUGGUCUCCAGGAGAAGCACGAAACAGUCAUCGGCGACGUGAGGGGAACGGGUUUCAUGCUCGGCGUCGAGCUCGUGACCGACCGGCAGCUGAAGACGCCGGCGAAAGAUGAGAUUUGCCACGCCAUGGAACACAUGAAAGAGAUGGGCGUCUUGGUCGGGAAAGGCGGGUUCUACGGGAACGUCUUCAGGAUCACUCCCCCUCUGUGCUUCACCAAGGAAGACGCUGAUUUCUUCGUCGAAGUGAUGGACAUUGCACUUUCGAAGCUCUGAACAAGACAUUGCGAGGGAUGGUGUAUAUAGGGGACCCCUGAGUACAUUUAGCAGCUGCAGUUUACUUGAUGUUAUCUGAAGUAACUGAAUCGCAGUUUAUCUCUUGAGAGAUAAAAAACUACAAUACGUGAUUCCUUGAAAAA